Messenger RNA from Rangifer tarandus platyrhynchus (Svalbard reindeer), 777 nucleotides. Lineage: Eukaryota; Metazoa; Chordata; Mammalia; Artiodactyla; Cervidae. The record is from the annotation of a GenBank genome assembly.
AUGAACGAGCUGCCGGCGGACGUGCGCGCCUUUCUGCGCGAGCACCCGAGCCUGCGGCUGGAGCCCGGCGCCUGCAAGGUGCGGUGCACUCUGACCGGCCACGAGCUGCCCUGUCGCCUGCCCGAGCUCCAGGUCUACACCCGCGGCAAGAAGUACCGGCGGCUGGUCCGCGCCUCCCCGGCCUUCGACUACGCCGAGUUCGAGCCGCACAUCGUGCCCAGCACCAAGAACUCGCGUCAGCUGUUCUGCAAACUCACCCUGCGACACAUCAACAAGUCCCCGGAGCACGUCCUGAGGCACACCCAGGGCCGGCGGUACCAGAGGGCGCUGCAGAAGUAUGAGGAGUGUCAGGAGCGGGGCGUGGAAUUUGUGCCGGCCUGCCUCCUGCACAAGAGGAGGAGGAGGGAAGAGCAGCAGGACGGUGACGGGCCGCCACGUCCUAGAGAAGCCUUCUGGGAGCCCCCGUCCAGCGAUGAUGGCGCCGCCCCGAGUGACAGUGAUGACAGCAUGACAGACCUGUACCCGCCUGAACUGUUCUCCAAGAAGGACCUGGAAGCGCCCGGGCCUGGGGACAGCACUGACGACUUUCUGACCGAGGACGAGGACGAGAGGCCGAGGGGCCCCCGAGAGACGGGCCCUGAAGACAGGGGGGCCCUGGGAGCGGGCCAGGAACGCAUCCUCAAGCGCAGGAAGAAACAGUCCAGCUCCUUGAAAAAGAAGUUCAAAAGUCACCACCGCAAACCUAAGAGCUUCAGCUCUUGUAAACAGUCGGGUUAA